Molecule: messenger RNA, 3987 nt
Organism: Conger conger (European conger)
Lineage: Eukaryota; Metazoa; Chordata; Actinopteri; Anguilliformes; Congridae
Product: kelch-like protein 9
Exons: 8
Coding region: 223-2181 (652 amino acids)
Biological process (GO): regulation of cytokinesis; protein ubiquitination
Cellular component (GO): Cul3-RING ubiquitin ligase complex
Molecular function (GO): ubiquitin-protein transferase activity; cullin family protein binding
Source: RefSeq, a predicted model, not a curated record
AAAAGCAACUGCGAAGACGAGACUGUCCACAUUUAUGCGCUCUGACUGCUUGAAGAAGGAAAACUACAGGUAAGUGGCUCCCCUUCAGUCCCGUUCUCCAUCCGCACCCUAGAAGAAUUGUCCAGAAGGUGCACACACAGUGCGGCCUGAGCGAAUGACACUCUAACCGUGCAGGAAAGCCACUAAAAAACAGUUUCAGAACAUAUCCUCAAAAAACAGAUAAUGGGGAGCAAUGGGAAUGAGUGCAAGACGCACUCCAAACUGUUCCGCAUCGGGAGCAGGGGAUCACUGAGGGAGCCCCCAAAACCUCCAUCCCAGGCCGCCAAACCCCAUGUCGGAGUCACAACGCCCGCCGAACUGAGCCCAAAGCACCCUGCCCUUGCUACCAAACCCAGCACCAGGGAGUUUAGCAGCAGUGAGCACGGAUCCGCCAUUCUGCAGGGGUUUGAACACUUCCGCUCCGAUGAAUCCCUCUGUGACGUCACUCUGAUUCCGGGUGACAGCAGUUCCACUUUCCCAGUGCACAGGAUCAUCAUGGCUUCAGCCAGCGACUACUUUAAAGCCAUGUUCACAGGCGGGAUGAGAGAGCAGGAGCAGAAGGUGAUUAAGCUGCACGGAGUGAGCGAGGUGGGCCUGAGGAACAUCAUCGACUUCAUCUACACGUCCCGCGUCUCCCUGAGCCUCCGCUGCCUGCAGGACACGCUGGAGGCCGCCAGUUUCCUGCAGGUGCUGCCCGUUCUGGGCUUCUGCAAGGAGCUGCUCCGGAGCGAGGUCACCAUAGAAAACUGUGUGGAAGUGGGCAACAUCGCCAGCGACCUUCUCCUGGAGGAGGUGCAGACCUACAUCAACGAGUUUGUCUGCCAGAACUUCGCCCAGUUGGUGAAAACGGAGACGCACCUGCUGCUGUCGGAGUCCAGCGUGGCCUACGCCCUCUCCAGCAACUCCCUCAAGGGCUUCACCGAGAUGGAGCUGUUCCGGGCGGCGCGGGCGUGGCUGGCCCACGACCCCGUCGCUCGUCGCCCGCACACCCACACCCUGAUGAAGUGCAUCCGCUUCCCCCUCAUGAGCCCCACCGAGCUGCUCCAGAUCUCCCAGGAGGACGACGGCACCCUCCGGACGGACACGGCCUGCGUCAACCUCCUGCUGGAGGCCAGCAACUACCAGAUGAUGCCCUUCCUGCAGCCGGCGCUGCAGUCGGAGCGCACGCACAUCCGGUCCGACGCCAACCACCUCCUGGCGCUGGGCGGGGUGAUGCGGCAGCAGCUGGUGGUGAGCAGGGAGCUGAGGCUCUAUGAUGAGGAGGGCCAGGCCUGGAGGGCCCUGCAGCCCAUGGACAUGCCCCGCUACCAACACGGCGUGGCCAUGAUCAGCAACUUCCUCUACAUCGUGGGCGGCCAGAGCAACUACGACACCAAGGGCAAGACGGCGGUGGACAGCGUGUACCGCUACGACCCGCGAUUCGACCGGUGGCUGCAGGUGGCCUCGCUCAACGAGAAGAGGACCUUCUUCCACCUCAGCGCCUUGAAGGAGAAGCUGUACGCGGUGGGAGGCAGGAACUCUUCGGGAGAGAUCGGCACUGUUGAGUGCUACAACCUCGGUAAGAACGAGUGGACAUUCGUGUCACCGAUGACAGAGCCCCACUAUGGGCAUGCAGGAACAGUGCACGGGGAGCUGAUGUAUGUGUCUGGUGGAAUCACGCGAGACACGUUCCAGAAGGAGCUGUCCUGCUACGAUCCUGAGACGGACAGCUGGAGCCGGCGGGCGGACAUGACCACGCUGCGGGGCCUGCACUGCAUGUGCACCGUCGGGGACCACCUCUACGUGAUGGGCGGGAACCACUUCCGGGGCGCCAACGACUACGACGACGUGCUGAGCUGCGAGUUCUACAGCCCCGCCGCCGACCAGUGGACCGCUGUGGCGCCCAUGCCCAGGGGCCAGAGCGACGUGGGCGUGGCCGUCUUCCGGGGCCAGAUCUACGUGGUGGGGGGCUACUCGUGGAACAGCCGCUGCAUGGUCAACAUCGUGCAGCGGUACGACCCCAAAAAGGACGAGUGGGAGCAGGUGUUCAAUGUCCUGGAGCCGCUGGGUGGGAUCCGGGCCUGUGCCAUGACGGUCCACCCCCCCGACGGGUCAGUGGAGGCCCAGACCCAGGAGUGCCCCCUCUCUACCCCAAAACGAUGAACGGGAGGAGGGUCAGUAGAACUCUGAUACAGAGGUAACAAAGUAACAUUUGGUUGCCUGCAAUUUUGUUCUGGGAAAGGGGUAUAAAGUGGGUGCCUGAACAAAACUUUAUUACAAUUGACCUACCCUGCCUUUACCCAUUUCAUGUUGUAAAGAAGAUAUUUUUGUUCUGUUAAUAAAUUAUUAUUGACCAAAAGUUAUUUUACAAAAGAAUUCCUUACACAACAUAUUGUUAUUAGAUAAAUUGACCACAGGCUCAACAUACUGGACUAAAGAGAUAUCUUUGACACCACUGGACCCCAGGAACAACCACUAUGGAGCCGUACCCAGGGAAGAGAGGAGAGGAGUUGGGAGAGAGAAAGGUUACCUCUGGCUAAGCAACCAGAGCUUGCAACCUGGACUGCUGACCUAACUGGACCAAAGAUGCCACAAAUAUAAUAGGAUAUAGUAUGCUUUUUAAAUUUGGUGUGUCUCCUGGACCCCCUUCCCAAUCAGCCCAAAGAAGAAACAAACUUUCUUUGUACAUUCAAUAUGUUGUAGCUUCUAGUAAUUAGAAGUGAAUUGGACUAAAGGUCAAGUAACAAUUCAGCUGUUGUAAAGACUACAGUGAGUCAACUGGAAAAUACCAAAUCACACAUAACAGAAUAAUUAUCUUCUUUGUUGCAGAUUACUAUAAACAUAAAAUAAAGUCAUGAAAUGAUAAGAUGUGGAUAUAAUACGGUAUGAUUAAACAGGCCAAUGUUUACCGUAACUGAAAUCAAAGAAGUAGACACAUGGUGGCUAUAUCACAAAAAGUCCCAAUUUCCCACUUCAAUUUGGGGAAAUUCCCCACAUUAUAAUAGAGCCCAAUGUCAUAUGUGGAAUGCCUGGGGGAUUGUGUAACAUCUGGCAGUCACAAGGCAAAAUUUUGUUAGGCAUUCAUAUUUUACAGUGGUUGAUUAGAAAGCCUGUCAUACGAGCUGCGGCGGUGCAACAGGCUAAGACGCAGCAGACUUGCGGUUGCAGUUUGCUGCAGUUGCACACUGGGGACUGGGGUUCGAUUCGCGGUCCUGCCAAAAGCCAAGUUUGGCCGGCUCAUGUGGAGCAGCAAUAAUUGGCUCGUUAGGGGACAAAUGUGACAAAUGUGUGAUCUCUUGAAGAUGAUGUGAAAUAUGUGAAAGCAACCUUGGUCCAGUGACAUCAUCACAAAGAUAAGACCAUAGGGAGGCCAAAUGUUAAAAUGCAAUGCCAAGGUCUAGAGAGCCAUUAAACAGAUAAAUGAUUUUAGUUAGCAGUGGACAGACUGACAUUAACCAACUCUAUUCACUGGUAUGAUGAGAAACAUAAUGGUCACGCAAUUACAACAUUGCACUCUUCUUGUGAAGAUUGCUAUAGCUCAUUUGGGAGUACCAAAGAAAAUGUCACAAACCCACACCAUCAAUAAUAUCGCAAUGGACUAAACUGAACACCACUCUAUUGAUGCAACAGCGGUUCAGCAAUAGCAGUUCAGCAACAGCAGAAGUUAAAUAUUAUACAGAAGCUUUUCCUACACACCACUGACUUUAGCCGUUGUUGGUUGCCAAGGACACAGCAGGGAGGGCACUUCCAGUACUACUGGAGAAGCCUUAAAUAUUAUGUUUAUACAAUACAUUUAUAUUCAUACACAGGAAACUGUUCAGUGUUAAAUCAACUCAAAGUAGACUGAAUGAACACAGGACAUUUUACUGAGUAUUAUGUUUAGGUCCAUUCUGAUGACGACUGUGACACGACUGUGACACAUCUGUGCAUUUCAUUAUUUGAAUAAAGUAUAUACUGUAUGUUAUGUUA